CGCACCUGAUCACUUUUACGAGCGCUGAUUGGAUAACCCAAUCAGCUGAUGGUCAAAAUGGCGAAGUCCGGUAAACAAGAAACAUGUCUUGUUAUUGGUGGUGGUGGAUUUUUGGGACGUCAUUUGUCAGAGAAAUUGAUAGCCAGGGGAUAUAAAGUUCAGGUUUUUGAUGUCAGAAAGACGUUUGAAGAUGACAACAUUAACAUUUUUGUUGGAGACCUUUGUAAAAAAGAGGAUUUAUUACCAGCUUUAGAAGGUGUUGAUAUUGUGUUCCAUUGUGCCACCCCAUCACCACUAAGUAAUAACAAAGCUCUUUUCUACAAGGUGAACUUUGAAGGCACCAAAACAAUUGUUGCAGCAUGUAAAGAAGUUGGAAUAAAGAGGUUUGUGUUAACUAGCAGUGCUAGCGUUGUUUAUGAAGGUAAAGAUAUAUUAAAUGGUAAAGAAGAUCUUCCGUACGCUAAACAACCAAUAGAUUAUUACACGGAGACGAAAAUACUACAAGAAAAGGUAGUACUGGAGUCUAAUAAUAAUGAUUUCCAUACAGUUGCUGUCAGACCCCAUGGCAUCUUCGGACCACGUGAUCCUCACAUGAUUCCCACGUCUGUAGCGAUGGCUAGAAAAGGAAAAACCAAAUUCAUCAUCGGAAACGGGAAAAAUAUAGUAGAUUUUACGUUUGUAGAAAAUGUGGUCCAUGGUCAUAUUCUAGCAGCAGAGAAUUUACAUAGAGGAUCACCAGUUUGUGGAAAGGCCUACCAUAUUACCAAUGACGAACCUAUUUAUUUCUGGACAUUUAUGACAAAACUUCUGACAUCCUUCGGUUACGAUGCACCCAAAUAUAACUUACCGUAUACAUUGGUAUAUUUUAUCGCCGUAUUUUUACAACUUGUUGCCUACUUACUUAAACCUUUCAUAGCAUUCACACCGACAUUUACACCCAUGAAAGUAGCAUUAGCUGGAACCCAUCAUUCGUACAGCUGUGAAAGAGCCAAGAAAGACUUGAAGUACAAACCAGUUGUCUCCCUUGACACAGCCAUUCAAAUUGCCGUCGACAGUUACCCAGAGUUACGGAAAAAUGCCAAGACAUCCUGACAAAAAUAAAAACUUUGAAUUAAUUUUAUUUUGUACGUAUGUCAAUAAAUAUAAGAUAUUUAUGUAAA
Molecule: messenger RNA, 1160 nt
Organism: Patella vulgata (common limpet)
Lineage: Eukaryota; Metazoa; Mollusca; Gastropoda; Patellidae
Product: sterol-4-alpha-carboxylate 3-dehydrogenase, decarboxylating
Exons: 7
Coding region: 49-1092 (347 amino acids)
Biological process (GO): steroid biosynthetic process
Molecular function (GO): 3-beta-hydroxy-Delta5-steroid dehydrogenase (NAD+) activity
Source: RefSeq, a predicted model, not a curated record